This is a messenger RNA of Elaeis guineensis (African oil palm), 1772 nucleotides long. Its product is annotated as UDP-glycosyltransferase 92A1. Lineage: Eukaryota; Viridiplantae; Streptophyta; Magnoliopsida; Arecales; Arecaceae. Gene Ontology annotation, molecular function: UDP-glucosyltransferase activity. The record is from RefSeq and is a predicted model, not a curated record.
CCAACUCGAACCUCCUUCACGGAAAGCCUCCGUAAUCCAUGUCGGUGGAAGACCAAAAGCCCCAUCAUGUCGUCCUCUUCCCCUACUUCGCGCAUGGCCAUUUCAACCCCUUCCUCGCCCUCGCCGAGCUCAUCCACCGCCGGUACCCCACCUACACCCUCACCCUCGUCAGCACCCCUCGCAACGUCCAAAACCUCCGCUCCUCCCUCCCACCGACCUUCCCCAUCCACCUACGAGCUCUCCCCUCCUUCCCAUCUGCCUAUGGCCUCCCCUCCACCGCCGAGUCCACCGCCGACAUCCCCUUCGACCUCUUUAUCAAUCUCUUCCAAGCCUCCGAGGCCCUCCAGCCCGCUUUCGAUCAGCUCAUCGCCGACAUCAUCCAAGAGGAAGGUCGUCCUUCUCUCUGUAUCAUAGCCGAUCAUUUCUUGGCUUGGACGGUGCAGGUUGCGCUGAGGCACGGGGUCUUUCACUCCAUCUUCAUAACCAGCGGAGCCUAUGGCACCGCCGUCUUGUUCUCUCUCUGGACUGAUCACCUCCCGCACACCCUCACCACCUCCGACGAGUUCUCGCUGCCCGAAUUCCCCGAACCCCGGAUCCACCGCUCGCAGCUCACAAAGCGAUUGCCCGUUGCCGGUCGUGCCGACCCGUGGUCCGUCCUCUUUCGGCGCAAGACAUCGCUUUGCUUCGAGACCGACGCCAUGCUGGUCAACACGGUAGAGGAGUUCGAGACCGCUGGCUUGCGGAUGCUGAGGAGAAUCAUGGGAGUUCCCGUCCGGGCCAUCGGCCCAUUGCUUCGUCCCCCAGCUUCUCUCUCCUCCUCUACGGCUGACAAGAAUUUUGCCAUCGAUUGGCUGGAUCUGCACCCACCAGGAUCGGUUCUGUUCAUCUCAUUUGGCUCGCAGAACACCAUCACAGCGUCCCAAAUGAUGGAGCUGGCGAUUGGACUGGAGGCAAGCGGGAGGCCUUUCAUUUGGGCUAUCAGACCUCCUGUCGGCUUCGAGAUAAAGGGCGAGUUCAGCCCGGACUGGCUGCCGGAGGCUUUCGAGGAGAGAGUGACGGAAGGAAAGGUAGGAAUAUUGCUGUGUGGGUGGGCACCUCAACUGGAGAUCUUAUCGCACCGGUCCACGGGGGCUUUUCUCAGCCACUGCGGAUGGAAUUCGGUGCUCGAGAGCCUGAGCCGGGGCGUGCCGAUCAUCGGGUGGCCCCUCAUGGGGGACCAGCUGUACAAUUCGAAGAUGCUGGUGGAGGAGGUGGGGGUGUGCGUGGAGGUGGGGCGGACGAGCUUAGAGGGCACGAGGGUGGAGAGAGGGGAGGUGGCGAGGGUGGUGAAGAUGGUGAUGGGUGAGACGGAGAAGGGGAGGGAGAUGCGGAGGAGGGCGGAGGAGAUAAGGGAGGUGAUGAUGGUAGCGUGGGCAGAGGGAGGGGGGUCGUCGUUCAAGGGAUUGGAGGAGUUCUUCCGGGCCGUGGCUUGAUGAGAGUUUUUACUUCGCAGGAGGUGGACGCCAAAUUAUGAUGGCAAGUCUUCGACUUUCGGUGGAAGGAUGGCAAGUGGUUCGCUCGGAGACCAGAAGCUAGGGAGUUGCUAGAGAGCUCCAUGUAGAUGCUCCAGAAAGCGUUGAGGAAUUAAAGCUCGGUUGAAUAUUACAUGUUUCCAAUUGUAAUUGGUUAAAGAAUGAUUGUUCUGGGCGAUAAAAUUUGUAUCUGGUUACACCUCUAAUACUUAUUUGUAAUGUUAAGAAUGAUGAAAUCUCAGCUAAAAUCUUAUGUCUUCA